Mycena indigotica is the source of this 1593-nucleotide messenger RNA. RefSeq lists its product as uncharacterized. The transcript has 18 exons. Gene Ontology annotation, cellular component: membrane. The record is from RefSeq and is a predicted model, not a curated record. Gene Ontology annotation, biological process: transmembrane transport; carbohydrate transport. Bases 1 to 1593 code for a protein of 530 amino acids. Gene Ontology annotation, molecular function: carbohydrate:proton symporter activity. NCBI's taxonomy places the organism in Eukaryota, Fungi, Basidiomycota, Agaricomycetes, Agaricales, Mycenaceae.
AUGGCGGUCUCCCAGCACUAUUUCAUCAAGAAUAUUCGAGUCUACUGGCUUGCGUUCGUCGUAUACUGGGGAAUUGUCUUAUUCGGCUAUGAUACCGGUGUCGCUGGCGCAGUUGUCAGCAGCAGUUUCUUCCAGUCUUCCUUCGGUUUAUUGGACGAGAAUGGGAAACUGAAUGUCCACAAGAGCAAUGCUAUCUCCUCUAACGUAGUAUCUGUCUUGCAAGCUGGUGCAUUUUUCGGUGCUCUUGGUAGCGCACCCGUGUCUGCGAAAAUUGGGCGUCGAAUGACACUCCUUGCAUUCUCAGUGAUCUUCCUUGUCGGAGCGAUCCUCACGACUGUCGCAAAAGGCGGGUCUUCAGGUCUGUCGGAGAUAUACGCUGGGCGGGUCAUUUUGGGCUUUGGCAUUGGUGGAAUUUCUGCUGUGUCCCCUGCGUUCGUCUCGGAGUGUGCUCCAAAAGAGCUCCGUGGUCGGAUAACGGGUCUAUUCCAGAUCUUCGUUGCCGUUGGGGUCAUGUUGUCCUACUGGGUUAAUUACGGUAUUGUCGUCAAUGAGAAGCCGGGACCCAACUUCUGGCGUAUUCCAUUUGGCCUUCAACUUGUACCCGCCGGAAUCAUGGUCAUCGGACUGUUCACCCUCAAAGAGUCUCCUCGUUUCCUUGCGUCCGUUGGGAGAACCGAAGACGCCAUUCGUAACCUCGCAUACCUUCGCAAGGAAGCCGAGGACAGCGAUAUCGUCAUUCGCGAAAUGGCUGAAAUCGAAGCCGCUAUUCUCGAAGAACGGGAGGCACGCGAAGGAUUAGGCUGGAAAGAGGCUUUCUUCGGCAAAGGAAACUUUAUUCGCUUUGUUAUUGCUUUCCUGAUCUUCUUGCUGCAACAAUGGGGCGGCCAGAACUCCGUUAACUACUACUCCCCACAAAUCUUUGCUUCGAUUGGUUACACCAACCGCAAGAACGGAUUGCUUGCAACAGGCGUCUACGGUGUCGUCAAAGUAGCAGCAACCUCCAUCUUCGUGUUCUCGGGAGCCAUUGAUUGGAUUGGGCGGAAACCUUCCCUUAUCACGAGCGCAUUCGGCAUGGGCAUUUGCUCAUUCAUUCUGGGGGCAUUGCUCAAAACGCAUCCGCCACCAGCGACAAACGGGAAUACUACCAUUGCGCAUACUCCUCCGGCCAGCCAAGCAAUGGCUGCGAUGCUGUAUUUCUACGUUACCUUCUACUCGGUUGGGUGGGGCCCAUUACCUUGGGUGUACUGUGCAGAUAUCUUCCCGACGAGGACAAGGCAUUAUGGGAUGGCCGUGGCCAGUGCCUCUCAAUGGGUCUUCAACUUCAUGUUGACGAAGCUUACUCUGCAGAUGGAGACUGCGCUUGGGUAUAAGCUCUUCUUGAUGUUUGGAGCUAUCGACAUCUUGGGCUUAGGCGUGUUUUCUAUCCUCCUUCCCGAGACCAAAGGUCGUUCACUAGAAGAUAUGGACAUCAUCUUUGGUGCCGUUACAGAAGAAAAGAGACAAGCAGAUAUCGUCAAGCAAGAAAGGGCACUUGACCAUGCCCCAGCGGGCGACGAUAAUGUCGACAAGCGGUCCGACGAGGAAAAGGUGUAG